AAAUAAGCAUGAAGAAUCUGUCUGCACAAAAUAUUUCAUUCACAGACUUCAAUCUGAUUGGUUUCUACGGCCUAGGAGAAUGGAGGCCUUUGUUAUUUAUCCCUUUCUUUCUGAUGUUUUUUCUGUCUAUCACAGCAAAUAGUAUUCUCAUAUAUUUAAUCAUAUGUCAAAAGUCUCUGCAUUCUCCUAUGUAUGUACUAAUAGGUUUAAUGGCUGUUGUAGACUUAAUCUCGCCUAUAUUUUUUGUACCUAACAUGCUUCUUAGUUUUUUGUUUAAUUGGAGUGGGAUAUCUCUAACAGGUUGUUUGAUACAAAUGUUUUGCAUUCAUUAUGUUGGAUCAUUUCAGUCCACUUUGCUUUUUUGGAUGGCACUGGACCGUUACUUUGCAAUAUGCAAACCUCUUCAUUAUCAUAAAUACAUGGAAAUCCCUAACUUCCUAAAGUUUAUUGUUGUGCCAGUAAUGAGAAAUGGACUCCUGAAUGUCACCAUGGUCUCUCUGGCUGGAAAACUGUCAUUUUGUUUAACAAAUGUGAUUGAUCACUGUUUUUGUGAACACAUGGCGUUGGUUCAGUUAGCAUGUGGAGAUAUAUCUAUUAAUAACUUGGUAGGACUAUUGUCUGCUUUCCUUAUACCAACUGCAGAUUUUAUUCUCAUUACUGCUUCCUAUGCUGUUAUUUUUAUCUCUGUGUUUAGAUCUGGUAAGGCCCAGAUUAAGGCCAUAAACACCUGCAUUACUCACAUCAUUGUUAUGACAUGUAGUUUGAUUUUUGCCCUGAUUGCGUUUAUGUCAUACAGAAUAAGAAAUAAUUUUUCUACCAGUAGUCGUGUAUUUGUGAGCACAAUGUACUUACUUUUUCCAAGUUGUUUUAACCCAAUUGUUUAUGGAGUGAGAACAAAAGAAAUAAGACAAAAGUUUCUUCAGUUUAUUAGAGAAGUAAAAAUCUUUCCUUUGCAAAGAAAUCCGUUUUUUUUUAAAAAAGAUCAACAAUAUUGCUGAUACUGUAACAUUUUAAAAAAGG
Molecule: messenger RNA, 1020 nt
Organism: Rhinichthys klamathensis goyatoka
Lineage: Eukaryota; Metazoa; Chordata; Actinopteri; Cypriniformes; Leuciscidae
Product: olfactory receptor 52K2-like
Exons: 2
Coding region: 9-998 (329 amino acids)
Biological process (GO): G protein-coupled receptor signaling pathway
Cellular component (GO): membrane
Molecular function (GO): G protein-coupled receptor activity; olfactory receptor activity
Source: RefSeq, a predicted model, not a curated record